AUGUCAACUACCGUUUGUAACGAAUCGUUACCUCUGUCCAUCGCAUGUAUUGUCAAUGACUAUACGAAAACACGUGGCCGCAUUGAACUUAUAAUAAACCUGAAGACUUUAUAUUGGGCUCUUGACGUGGUGAAAGGUAUUGGAGCAUAUUCUGAUUCGGAAACCCCCAAUAUAGGUUGGAUUACAAAUAUUUUUGACGGAGAAGACGAUGACGACUAUGGUACUACUUACUCCAAAGAAAGAUAUUUCAGCUCUGAACGUAAGAAGGAAGUUUUGAUGACAGAAGAAAUUAUCUUAUCUUUAAGAAAGAGAGAUGAUAAAAACGCGAAGACUACCAGAGAAGCCAAAAUUCAGAAGAAAAGGUUUGAUGAGAUCUUGCAGUGUCUAAGAACCAGAAACGAUAGGGGAGAAAAUGAAGACAAGAAAGAUGAGAAAGAAAUCGCUUGCAUUAUAUUAGAAGAAUUGAAGGAUUACAAAGCCGAGCUUAUCAACACUCAAUUCGAGGUGCUAGAUGACAGAAUUGUGUGUCUUGUGGAUAAUUACACUGAAGUAGAUGGAACAAUAGAAUUCACAAUAAAUCUGAGAGUUUUAGACUGGGCUAGUGCUGUUGCUAGUGGGACUACUUUUCCAGAUAGACCCACAAGCUAUUGGGUAAUGAGAUCGACCAUCGAAAAUCGUGAACCUUAUUUCGGGCUCGAAAGUGCUCCAAAAUACCAUCUGGGGCAAAACCUGUCUUUGAGAGAAGUCAAAAAGUUUCUCGCUAAUGGAAAUCAUCCACCUCCGUACCUGAAUAAGAAGGAUUCAUAAGGAGGAUAUUCUGUUUCACAGUUCAGUGCUACUGCUCUCUCAGUUUGAUCAAAUAGUGAUCUAUACACUAUCAGAUGUCGUACAUGUCGGAAAAGGAUACACACCCCUUAUCUCGAUUUGGAAGCUCACCAGUCUGUACAAAUAUUUUGCUGUAAGGUAAAUCAAGUCAUUUAAGUCAUAAUACAAAUAUAAUAAAAGUGUCUAUAAGCAUAUUGUGGAAUCAGAAUAUUGCAGAACAUAUAUUUCAUAAAAGAACCACGGUACGUUAUCACGAAGAUGGUGCACAAAUUCGACCCUUGGGUUAAGUAACUCAAAUCGAAACGCCAAGUUCAUUUAUCCAGGUAUAGUGUUGACAGACAUACCUGUAGAAGUAGAUACUGUCAUCCUUGACAUGGUCGUACUCAUCAGUGACGAAACCAGUGUCCGCCAAAUUUUGGAGGUAAUCCAUUCUCCCAUGGAGGACAGUCACAAUGGGGGUUUCUAUGAUUAGAAUGGGUCAAUUAUAAAGUAUUAAUUAAGUAAUUUCUGCCAAAUCUAGAAAUAGAAUAAGUCUGACACAACACUCUAUUUUUUCACACGGUAAAACAACGGUAAAAAUCUCAUGAAAUCACCAGUACAUUCGUAGUCCCCAUCUGUUUCCACCAUGUUAACUUCUGACCCAUACACCGCCUCCACUCUGUCCUCCCAAAAGGUCGUGUCCGCCCAUCCCACCGUCAUCAACCCC
This is a messenger RNA of Yamadazyma tenuis ATCC 10573, 1531 nucleotides long. The record is from RefSeq and is a predicted model, not a curated record. NCBI's taxonomy places the organism in Eukaryota, Fungi, Ascomycota, Pichiomycetes, Serinales, Debaryomycetaceae.